CUCAAAAUUUCCCUCCUUGGCUCUUCCCACCGCCCCGGUCCGCACUGGGGAUAAGAUCAAACAGAAACACUAUCGCAACCAUGGAAACAAACCAACUCCAACCAUACUCUUUCGUGCAACUCGACAAGCUCGGUGAAGGAACUUACGCAACUGUUUACAAAGGGCGUAAUAGCCAAACGGGAGAAAUAGUAGCCCUCAAGCAGAUUCACCUUGAUCAGGAGGAAGGGACCCCGUCCACAGCCAUCCGGGAGAUUUCCUUGAUGAAAGAACUCAAGCAUGAAAAUAUUCUCAACCUGUACGAUGUCGUCCAGGGCGACGGUCAACUGGUCCUUGUGUUCGAAUUUAUGGACAAGGAUCUGAAACAAUAUAUGGAUACUCAAGGUGACCAGGGCAAGCUGGAUCAGUCCCAGAUCAAGUCGUUCAUCUAUCAAGUGCUGUGCGGAACAGCAUUCUGCCAUCGAAACCGCGUCAUUCAUCGAGACCUCAAGCCUCAGAACCUUUUGAUCAGCAGUUCCGGUCAGCUCAAGCUGGCGGACUUCGGCCUGGCGCGCGCAAUUGGAAUCCCGGUCAACACCUUCUCCAACGAAGUUGUCACCCUCUGGUAUCGAGCUCCCGAUGUGCUCCUGGGCAGUCGAGCGUACAACACCAAUAUCGAUAUCUGGUCGAUCGGCUGCAUCAUGGCUGAGAUGUAUCUCGGCCGACCUCUGUUUCCCGGUACCUCCAACGACAACCAGCUGCAUCGGAUCUUCCGUCUGUUAGGAACGCCCACGGAAGCGUCAUGGCCGGGGGUUUCCCGACUGCCUGAAUACAGGCCCAGCAUAUACCCACAAGAGGGCUUGAUGGACCUACGCCAGGUGUUCUGGCAGGCUGACGAGCUGGCUCUGGAUCUUCUGCGCAAAAUGCUUAGAUUAUGUCCGGAACAGCGCGUCAGCGCUGCGGAAGCCAUCAUGCACCCCUGGUUUCGCUGACUUGGCUUUCAUGUCCCCAGUGUAGCGUUUCCCUCUUCUCCUUCACGCAAGUGAGUCGACAGUCACUGUAUUCAUGGAUCAUGGAAUCGAAACGUGCCCUAUGAUUUCCGGUUUUCAAAAUCUAGUGUCUAGAUAGCCACCUGGCUCUUCAAUCAUUUUCCCUCUGUUUAAUCUACCAUAGCGAGCAGCUCUUCUAAUGGUGGCUUCGAAGUUUCUUUUUGACCGGGAUCCAAGGUCCAGGCUUGUCAAUCUUUAUCCCGACCGAGUCAGAACUCAGCCCACGCGCGCUCUGUCCGUUUCAUUGCUGCAUUGACUACCAUAUUACAGAGAUCCGAGUGUAAUGCAAACGCGCGACAUCCC
Aspergillus homomorphus CBS 101889 is the source of this 1328-nucleotide messenger RNA. Its product is annotated as protein kinase. Gene Ontology annotation, molecular function: ATP binding; cyclin-dependent protein serine/threonine kinase activity. The coding region runs from base 81 to 968 and encodes 295 amino acids. Gene Ontology annotation, biological process: protein phosphorylation. The transcript has 3 exons. Gene Ontology annotation, cellular component: cytoplasm; nucleus. The record is from RefSeq and is a predicted model, not a curated record. NCBI's taxonomy places the organism in Eukaryota, Fungi, Ascomycota, Eurotiomycetes, Eurotiales, Aspergillaceae.